Octodon degus (degu) is the source of this 5411-nucleotide messenger RNA. RefSeq names its product solute carrier family 39 member 10 (gene Slc39a10). Gene Ontology annotation, molecular function: zinc ion transmembrane transporter activity. Bases 528 to 3050 code for a protein of 840 amino acids. Gene Ontology annotation, biological process: zinc ion import across plasma membrane; positive regulation of B cell receptor signaling pathway; intracellular zinc ion homeostasis. Gene Ontology annotation, cellular component: membrane. The record is from RefSeq and is a predicted model, not a curated record. Lineage: Eukaryota; Metazoa; Chordata; Mammalia; Rodentia; Octodontidae. The transcript is spliced from 10 exons.
UUUCCUCCGCGGCGUGGCCGUGGGAGCCGCGUCGCCCAGCCUGGCCUUGCCGUGGCCUUGCCGUGGCCUUCGGGCUGUGAUCCGAAGUGCACCUAAGCGAGGAGCGAGCGCACACUGGAGACGGGAAUGGAGCUGUGAUGCGCCCGGAAGCAAGCGCAGGCCACACCUCGGGCUGCCCUGCGCGCAGACCCCGCGUCUGCACGCGUCCGAGCGGUUUCUUUCUAGAGCGUGAGAGUCGGAGCCGGAUGGCCCGCAUGCUGUCUCCCCGCAGGUUUCACCGGGGAUAGAAACACGUAUGCAGGAUCAGUGGUACAUUCUAUGCAGGAAAAGAAACAAGGAUGUGCUGGCAGGCAUUUUUAACCUUUUUGUUUCGAGAACACUAAGUAUGUAGGAUUGCAGCAGAGAGCCAUGAAGAAAUAACCCCUGCUGUGGUAAAGCCUUAAAUUCCAGCAGUAGCGCCUCGUUUGACUAGUCAGGACUGUAAGUGAUCCGAAAAAUGUAAAUGAUUUCCUUCAGGAGAAGCAGAAAUGAAGGUGCACGUGCACACGAAGUUCUGCCUUAUCUGCCUGCUGACGUUCAUUUCCCAUCACUGCAGCCACUGCCACGAAGAGCAUGGCCACGGAGAGCACGGCCACGGAGAGCACGGCCACGGAGAGCUCCCCGAGGAGCUGCACAGACACCAUCGCGGGGUGACGGAGCUGGAGCCUAGCAGGUUCUCCCUGCAGGAUGCCGAGAACGAGCAGAGAUACUACAUCGAAAGACUCUUCGACCGCUACGGUGAAAACGGAAGGUUAUCCUUUCUUGGUCUGGAGAAACUUUUAACGAACUUGGGCCUGGGAGAGAUCAGAGUGGUGGAGCUCAGUCAUGAGGACCUGGGCCACGAUCAUGUGUCUCACCUGGACAUGCUGGCCGUCCAGGAGGGCCGGCACUCCCACUCCCGCAGCCACCAGCACACUCGUGGUGCUGUAAACCCAGACAACCAAACUGUGACCACUGUGACAGCACGCAGAAACCACAAAUGUGACCCUGAGAAGGAGACCCGGGAAGCAUCUGCCAAGUCUGAUGACAAACAUGCCCACGACCACAGCCACCGCCCCCGCCACCACCAUCGCUCCCACCACCACGUGGACCACAACAGCACACGCCACGCUCGGAAUGACUCUGCCACCCGUGGGCAGCGGGGGGAGCCAAGCCGCGCGCCAUCCACAGAGGCCAACAAGACGCAGGAGCAGGCAGAACUGAAGCCCCGGAAAGGACGGAAGGACAAAGGGAGGAAGAGUAGCGAGAACUCGGAAGUCAUCACGCCAGGCCUUCCCCCUGCCCACGCCCAGGGCGAGCCCUAUGAACAUAAUCGGGUGCAUAAGCCAGAGCGUGGGCAUAACCCCAGCCACAGCCACACCCACCCAGAGCACAGCGGGCACGACCCCGGGCAUGGCCACCAGGACUAUGUGCCCGACGAUGAAGGCGAGUUUCGGCACGCCCGGAAGCGGGAGGCACCGCAUGUUAAAAAGAGUGCGGUGUAUUCGGCUUCCAGUCACAAGGACCAUGGUGAGGCUGACCAUCACCACGAGUGUCUGAACGGCACUCAGCUGCUGAAGCACUUUGGUCAUGGAGCCAACACCCCCAUCUCGCCCGCGCUGUUCACUUACCUGUGCCCUGCGCUGCUAUACCAGAUUGACAGCAGACUCUGCAUCGAGCAUUUCGACAGGCUUCUAGUGGAAGAUUUGAGUAAGGAGAAGCAUCUCAUUCCUGAAGACAAGGCGAACAUAGGGGCGUCAGCAUGGGUCUGUGGCAUCGUCUCCAUCACUGCCAUCAGCCUCCUGUCCUUGCUCGGCGUGAUUCUGGUUCCCAUCAUCAAGCAAGGCUGCUUCAAAUUCCUGCUCACAUUCCUGGUUGCUCUGGCCGUGGGAACCAUGAGUGGAGACGCCCUCCUUCACCUGCUGCCCCAUUCGCAGGGUGGACACGGGCACGGCCAUCACCACGCACACGGCCACGGGCACAGCCACUCUCACGCGCACGAGGCCAAGAGCUUUGUGGAGGAGUACGAUGCCGUCCUGAAGGGCCUGGUCGCGCUGGGCGGUAUUUACGUGCUAUUCAUCAUUGAGCACUGCAUUAGGAUGUUCAAGCACUACAAGCAACAGAGGGGAAAGCAGAAGUGGUUCAUAAAGCAGAGCACAGAAGAGUCAGCUAUUGGAAGGAAGCUUUCGGAUCACAAGUUAAACAACACGCCCGACGCCGACUGGCUCCAGCUCAAGCCUCUUGCCGGGACAGACGACUCGGUUGUUUCUGAAGAUCGCCUCAAUGAGACUGAACUGACAGACCUAGAGGGCCAGCCGGAGUCCCCUCCUAAGAGCUACCUGUGCAUGGAGGAGGCGAAGACCACUGACUGUGCCCGCAGCGAUGGGCUGCAUGCCCCCCACGCCACCAUGCACAACCACCAUGGCGGGAGCAAGGCCGCGCCACGGAAGCAUGGCCACCAGUGGCACCAUAAGCAUGCGCACCACUCACAUGGACCCUGCCAUUCAGGCUCCGACCUCAAGGACACGGGCAUCGCCAGCAUUGCCUGGAUGGUCAUCAUGGGGGACGGCAUCCACAACUUCAGUGACGGGCUCGCCAUCGGAGCGGCGUUCAGUGCUGGGCUGACGGGAGGAAUCAGCACUUCUAUAGCUGUCUUUUGCCAUGAGCUGCCACACGAACUAGGUGACUUCGCCGUCCUCCUGAAGGCCGGCAUGACGGUGAAGCAGGCCAUCGUGUACAACCUCCUGUCCGCCAUGAUGGCCUACGUGGGCAUGCUUAUCGGCACAGCCGUGGGCCAGUACGCCAACAACAUCACGCUCUGGAUCUUCGCUGUAACUGCAGGCAUGUUCCUCUACGUGGCCCUGGUGGACAUGCUCCCAGAGAUGCUGCACGGUGAUGGCGACAAUGAGGAACACGGCUUCUGCCCCGUGGGGCAGUUUGUCCUGCAGAACCUGGGGCUGCUGUUCGGCUUUGCCAUCAUGCUGGUCAUCGCGCUGUAUGAAGACAAAAUCGUGCUGGACAUCCAGUUCUGAGCUCUGCAGCUGCUCCAAGGUGCGCGUGGCCCGCGUGGGCCUGCACUGCUCAGAGUGCGAGGACGGAGCCUCGCCGUGGCUGGUGCUCAGCGCUCGCUCCCAGCAGAGGGACAUUUCACCGUGGAGACGGGAACAGACAGGACUCCGCGCGCUAACGUCAGUGUAUGUGUGAUUCAGACUCUUAAAAAAAUCAUAUAAAACACUAAAGUAGUCUCCUUAUUAGUAGAAACUUCUGUGGCUAUGCAGAAAUAGGAAUUGAACCAAAAAAUCAUUUAAACCUUAAGAAUAUUAGAAGCGGACGCUGAGCAGACAAGUCCACGUGCUGAGGAUGAGACUGCCCUUCGCUCGAGCCCCGUCUGGACCGCGCGCCAGGGUCAGCUCGACACAGCCUGGAAGCCGCGCAGCAGACUGGGGGCUGGGGGAGGGCUCAGGCUGCAGGAGACGAUGAAUUAGCGUUGGGAAGCCCUUAUUCUUGAAUCUAGAGUUACUAUUUUUGUAUAUAUUUGCAUAGUGUCUGAACUUGCAGCCUAAACUACUGAAACUUGUGAUUGUAUGUUUGUGUGAGCUUCAGUUUAAUGACAGAUUCAUAAUGGUUCUUUGUACUGUUGUAAUACUUGGUAUUUGGGGUAUUUUUCUGUUUCUUAACCAUAAUUUUGUUUCUGUUUGGGGUUGGGGGGAGGGGCGUGUCAGCAUGUGGUCGUAUGUUUUUCCUUAAGAUGACAACCUCCUGUGACACAUCCGCAAAGUGAACCCAGAUGUGGUCCAGCUAUUCAGUUUUCCAGCUUGGUGACACUGGCUGGGUUCGUGGGGAAAUUCCAGUUCCACGUGUUCGCAGUUUGGCCUUGGGGCCCGGGCGGUGACUGCAGUGAGGCCAGGGUAGCAGAUGGUGACACUGGCAGCCGCGAGGUCAGUCUGAGCUGCAGUCUCUGGCCCCUCUGUGCCAAGAUCUGCUGUAGGUGCCUGACGGGAGGGACCGGUGUCCUGCCCUGUGCGCGCUGUCCUCCUGGCUGUACGUGUGGAUGGGUUGUGAGGCGCGCAGGCCAUGUUUCCCCCGAGCUUGGCGUGGUGGUCUGUCUGCCAGUCCUGCAUGUAGACCUUGUUUACACUUUGUGCCAAGGCUUCUCCCGGCUGGGUCGGCGCACCUGGCUCUGCUGCCUACUGCGUCUCCACCUGCUUGGAGCCGGUGUCGCUCUUCACAGAUCUUCCGGCUCAGCUCGGACACAAGAGAGCCGAACGCUCCAUUCCAUGGGAGGCGUCUCCGUGGAGUCCGCCUGUCCUCCCCGUUCCCCUCCACUUACUCUGUGGAGUUUUGUUUCACAAACAAAACCAAACUUGAGGAGCAUCGUGUGCAUCAGGCGUUGACAGACCUUGAUGCCACAAAGAGGAGAGCAUGUGUGUUGUACAUCUUUAAUUUAUGCUUGAAUCUGGAAAUUGCUUCUGCUUUUCUCGUGGCCUCUUUGUAAUAAGUCGGAGUAUUUUUUUAAAACCACAGAUAUCAUUUUUCCAUGUUGGGCACUGAAUUGAGACAGCCCUCAGCUCACUGCUUGGCUCUUCAAGCAACCUAGCAAAAAGGUGCUGACGUUUGGCUUAGUACUGCCAACCUCAAGGGAUCUUGCUUUCUGAACCAGGAAACACUUCCAGUUCACUUCGGGUCUGUGCCCAGGAGGAUUAUGCAUUCCAGCUUGAAAUCUGCUUCAUUUAAAAGCAACAGCUGGAAUAUAUUCCCAGUCUUAAAAUAAAUGCCUCAUUUAAAGCUGAUAGAUUAUGCUAAGGUAUAUACAGUUUUAUACUCUUCUGAAGUGGUAUUAUCUUUCUUUGCUGGAUUUUCUUAGCUUCCUAAGAGGGCUGUUAACAGUUGCUGCUAGUAUUUUGAUAGGGUUCCACCAGUGUUUAGUUUUGACAUCAUUUUUCUAAUACAUAGUUUGAAGUCUUCUAGACAAUCUCAAUUCUACUACAUUUCUGUUUGGCUCCAACAUUCCAUCAGCGGACCAGGCUCAUCUACCGUGCGUCUGUUGGAGGUCCUUCACGUUACCUGUACGGUGCUGUCACUGUGUGACGUCCAUGUGGGUUUUGGUGUAUAGCACAUUGCACUCCGUCGGCUGUGAUUAUGCUUAGAGGCGCUGUAGUUCCUGUGCACAGUGCGAGUUCUCCAUUAGCGGGGAGUCGGUGGCUUAAUUGUGAUUAUGGUCCUGCAAGGUGAUUCUUGCUAAAAUAUCUAGACUUUUUUUGUUGUAACUGAAAUCAUUUUUAAAAAAUUUAUAAAGCUGGAAAUGAUCAUAUGCUGGUUUUCUUUGUCAACAGUGGUGUGUCAUUUUAUGUAUGUUCCUGAUGCUUACGGAACUCUCCCAAAAUAAAGUUAUU